UUUUCGGUUCUCGACGAACACAACAGUCGAGCAAGAAUACAUCCACAGAAAAGUGAUACUUAUCGUCGUUGUUUAAUUAUUACAAAACAAAAGCUCACUGUUUCAAAUAAACGACGAAGUAAAAUGUUAAUAUCUCAUAAUAAAGUCUCACAAAAAUUGUGCCAAUGAAUAAAAUAAUGGAUUCGUCGAAAAUUGUCGUGCCAGAGGUAGCAGACCAAGCAAAUGACCGGAACUGGUUGGAAAAGAACUUUACUCCAUCGCCAGCAAAGUGCUCCAGCCUUUUGGAUUUAAAUGAUGAUUGUCUACUCGAAGUUUUGCAAUACAUAACUGUACGGGAUGCAUUUACACUUCUGGAAACUUUUGCCAAUCGACUGCACGACGUUGUACACAAACGCAUUUCACAAUUGAAAAUUUUGACAUUCGACCUAAGAAAUGCUCCAGAUUUUACAAUAGAACAAUUACAAAUUAUAGGCAAACAUUUAAAAACCCUAAACAUCUGUGUUGGUUACUCGCUUAGCUCGGAUUUAUGCAUUUUCCGAUAUUUAAAGCCGCUUUGCUACUAUGGGUCAAUUGAGCAAAUGACACUCAACUACGUCAACUUUAACGAAGCUUACCAGCAAUGUAUACUAAAUUUGGCCGCAAAUUUAAGAUUUCUCGAUUUAAGUUUUUGCCAAUUGACAGAUGAGUUGCUGGAACCAAUAUUGGAAAAUUGUAUGCUCUUGGAAAAACUUUCGAUCAUUGGAAAUUACGAAUGGCGUGGCAAAUCAUUGUUUUCCAUUAAAUCCCCUAAAAUAGGGCAAAUUACAAUUGAAUUAAACGAUUUGUGUGAAGAGCAAGUGGAGACAUUUGCAAGGCAUAUUGGAGAAAGCAUCUGUCUUAUUAUUUUCAAUAAAGGACGCAGUAACCACCAUAAAGGUCACUUCAGAUGAAUUGAGGAUAUAACAGAUUGUAAAAAACUUACACUUAUUUAGAAGUCUUCCUCUCAUUUGGACACCAAAUCUUACAAAUUUAUAAAACUAAGGCAUUUACAUUUCUUUCGUUAUUUUUCACUAAAGAAAGACGAGUUGGUUGCUUAUAACCAUUGUUAAUAUCAAAAUUACCCUAAUUUAAGUUGUAUAGUAAGUUCUCAGUGUAAUUGUUGUCAAGGCUAAGUAAUGAUGUGAUCAUUUUGAGGAAAUUUUUGUAAAUAUCAUGCAGUGUCCCUUAAUUUGCCAUGUUCUAAGGUAAUAUAUUGGAGUUUGCAAGUUAUAUAAAUAAAUAUUGUGAGUAAUUGAUAAAAUUUA
Molecule: messenger RNA, 1283 nt
Organism: Stomoxys calcitrans (stable fly)
Lineage: Eukaryota; Metazoa; Arthropoda; Insecta; Diptera; Muscidae
Exons: 2
Coding region: 165-929 (254 amino acids)
Source: RefSeq, a predicted model, not a curated record